AUGAGCGAUACCGAGCUCCAAGAAAUAUACAGAUUCGCUUUAAAUCUCGGCCGUAGAGCAGGUAAGAUCCUGCUGGAUGGCGUGGAGAAGAGAUGUGGUGCCGAGAGUGGGAGGGAUGUUGGAAAACAGGAAGAGAAGAUGAAUGCUGUGGAUAUUGUUACGCAGACAGAUUUAGAUGUUGAGGCUUUUGUAAAGGAUGAGAUUAUGGGGAAAUAUCCAGAUCAUAAAUUCAUCGGAGAAGAGACAUACAGUAGCGGCUCAUCAAAGGAGUAUCUCGUAACCGCCUCUCCAACAUGGAUCGUCGACCCUCUCGACGGAACAGUAAACUACACUCACCUAUUCCCCAUGUUCUGUGUCUCCAUCGCCUUCUGUCUCAACAACCAACCCGUCGUAGGCGUAAUCUACCAGCCUAUGCUCGACACCACAUAUUCGGCACUUAACGGCCACGGCGCAUUCCAGGAUGAUGCACACCCGACUAAACCAAGGAGGGCGUUGCCGUAUGUGAAUAGUCCGAAGCAGGUACUGGGGAAAGAGGCGCCGAAAGGCUGUAUUUUCAGCUGUGAAUGGGGUAAGGAUAGGAGGGAUGUUGAAGGUGGGAAUAUGAGGAGGAAGAUUGGCAGUUUUAUGAAUAUGGCUGCUGAGGUUGGGGGAAGAGGUGGGAAGGGCGGGAUGGUACAUGGGGUGAGGAGUUUGGGAAGUGCGACUUUGGACCUUGCAUAUGUUGCUAGUGGAGCCUUCGAUAUCUGGUGGGAAGGAGGCUGCUGGGAAUGGGAUGUUGCGGCUGGGAUAUGUAUCCUGCGUGAAGCGGGUGGAUUGAUCACCUCGGCCAAUCCUCCGAAGAACCCGGAGACAGAUCCGAUUGAAGACGUAAAGUUGGGCAGCAGGCUCUACCUGGCUGUGAGACCAGCUGGUGACGCGGAAGGGGAGACUGGUAGGCAAGCCCAGGAGAGAGUAGUCAGGGAAACAUGGAAGAGAGUAGAGGGGUUAGAUUAUUCAAGACCAGGAGCAUGA
Molecule: messenger RNA, 1011 nt
Organism: Cadophora gregata
Lineage: Eukaryota; Fungi; Ascomycota; Leotiomycetes; Helotiales; Ploettnerulaceae
Exons: 5
Coding region: 1-1011 (336 amino acids)
Biological process (GO): inositol metabolic process; signal transduction; phosphatidylinositol phosphate biosynthetic process
Molecular function (GO): inositol monophosphate 1-phosphatase activity
Source: RefSeq, a predicted model, not a curated record